AUGGCCGAUACCGUCGGAAAGACCAUCACUUGCAAGGCCGCCAUCGCAUGGGAAGCCGGCCAGCCGCUCUCCGUCGAAGAUGUCGAGGUCGCGCCUCCCAAGGCCCACGAGGUCCGUAUCCAGAUCUUCCACACUGGUGUCUGCCACACAGAUGCAUACACUCUGUCAGGCAAGGACCCCGAGGGAGCUUUCCCCGUCAUUCUCGGACAUGAAGGUGCUGGUAUAGUCGAGUCUGUUGGAGAAGGCGUGACAAACGUCAAGCCCGGCGACACCGUUGUUGCUCUCUACACCCCUGAAUGCAAGGAAUGCAAGUUCUGCAAGUCCGGAAAGACAAACCUCUGCGGCAAGAUCCGCGCUACCCAAGGCAAAGGCGUGAUGCCAGACGGCACCUCUCGAUUCAAGGCACGCGGAAAGGACAUUCUGCACUUUAUGGGCACAUCGACUUUCUCGCAGUACACUGUUGUCGCCGAUAUCUCCGUUGUCGCCGUGACCGACAAGGCCGGCACCGAUAAGACCUGCUUGCUGGGCUGUGGUAUCACGACCGGAUACGGCGCCGCGGUCGUCACGGCCAAGGUCGAGGAGGGCUCGAACCUGGCCGUGUUUGGCGCGGGCUGUGUUGGUCUAUCAGUCAUCCAGGGCGCGCUCAAGAACAAGGCGGGCAAGAUCAUUGCCGUUGAUGUCAACGACAGUAAGGAGGAGUGGGCUCGCAAGUUUGGCGCCACCGACUUUGUCAACCCGACAAAGCUGGGUGGGCAGAGUGUGCAGGAGAAACUGAUUGAGAUGACGGAUGGUGGUUGUGACUAUACCUUUGACUGCACCGGUAAUGUCGGCGUGAUGCGCGCUGCUCUCGAGGCGUGCCACAAGGGUUGGGGUCAAAGUAUUGUUAUUGGUGUUGCUGCUGCUGGUCAAGAAAUCUCCACAAGGCCAUUCCAAUUGGUCACCGGUCGUGUCUGGAAAGGAUGCGCUUUUGGCGGUAUCAAGGGACGAUCACAAUUGCCCGAUCUGGUAGACGACUACUUGAACGGCAAACUCAAAGUUGACGAGUUCAUCACACACCGUGAUGUCUUAGCUAAUAUUAACAAUGCCUUUGAGCAAAUGAAGGCUGGCGAUUGCAUUCGCUGCGUCGUUGAUGUGCGUGCUUGA
This is a messenger RNA of Talaromyces atroroseus, 1143 nucleotides long. Its product is annotated as S-(hydroxymethyl)glutathione dehydrogenase. The transcript has 6 exons. Bases 1 to 1143 code for a protein of 380 amino acids. NCBI's taxonomy places the organism in Eukaryota, Fungi, Ascomycota, Eurotiomycetes, Eurotiales, Trichocomaceae. Gene Ontology annotation, cellular component: cytosol. Gene Ontology annotation, biological process: formaldehyde catabolic process. The record is from RefSeq and is a predicted model, not a curated record. Gene Ontology annotation, molecular function: S-(hydroxymethyl)glutathione dehydrogenase [NAD(P)+] activity; zinc ion binding.